AUGGUGUGGGAGGGCACGUCGCCGCUGCUGCCGACGGCGCACCGCCGUACGCGCAACGCCAGCACCGGCAGCUUCCCGGAGACUCAUGCAGACACGCCAGACUCGCCACGUACGCGGUUCAAGGAGCGGGAGAAGGCUGCGGCCGCUCGUGCACUUCCACGUCAACGGGCACUGCGCCGCGUCCCGGCACUGUUAGGACUGCUGGCUGUAGGUUUCGUACUGGGCUACUAUGCCCAGUUGCUGCUGUUCUUCUGCCACGUGCGACUGGGCUACACGGCGGAGGUGCUCCCCACAACGGAGGUGACGCUGGUGGAGAAGCUCACGGCGUCACUCAUCGAGCACACACAACGCGUCGUGUUCGUGUGCAAAAAGACCAACUGGGACUUCAUAGGCUUCAUCGCUAGUCCACACACAAUCCUGUUCGCACACGACGGUGUGGCGGUGCCCUCUGCACUCGAGGAGAGUCUGCGAGUGGUGCGUCACUCGGGCGUGGACAGCUACAUGAACCUACACAACAAGACAGUGACCAUCAUGAGCCACGUACACGCCGCAGAUCCGCGCAAUCAUCUAAUGAAACAGGACGACGAGGCUAUCAUCUAUUGGCCACACUACUAUCUAUGUCUCAAGAAAUGCACCGACUUGGACUCGUGCUACGCCGGCGACAUGCACGUGAAUCUCGGCGAUGUGGCCAACACCAACUCGUACGUGUUCGCCACGGGAGGCUCGUACUUUGUAGGUAGUGCGCUAUUGAAGUGCAUGCUGGAGAAACCCAUUUUCGUCGAGCUGGACGGACUCGACUAUGGCGAGGACAAGACAGUGGGCAAGAUGAUCCACUACAACCGCUGCAAGGUGCAGUACGUGAGCUGCAAGUGGUUUAACAACGAAGAAGUGUACUCGCCCAACGCACAUAUCAAGAUGAAGAAGGGCGCGUCGGCCGAGAUACGAGAAGAUACGAUCUUAUUAGGCAGGGACGAACUUCCUCCGCAGAGGGAACACGGCGACAUGGUUAGUCUGGCGUCGGUUUCCAAGCCAUUGACCAUGGGCUGCGGCGCCUCCAUCAUGCAGCGCCCCGAUGGGGAAUCCACGAUCCUGGCCCAACUGGGCAACAGCAAUGGAACUGGUCCCAGUAAACCUGCUCGCUCGCCGCUUACGAAGGAGCAGAUCAACUCCCGCAUCGUUUGCUCGCCGAAAACAAUGAAAUCCAAAGUGACGUCCAAGCUGAGCGCACAGUACGCUUUCGUCUCGCAACGCGGAUACUAUCCAGACGCUCUCGACAAGCCGAACCAAGACAGCUGCACGAUCCUCCCAGCCUUCAUGGGCGACGCUGCGAAAAUGUACUUUGGUGUGUUCGACGGCCACGGCACGACUGGAGACUUGUGCGCUUCAUUUGUUCGCAAGGAGUGUCCCGAACGACUCGUUCGCAUUCUGGAUCGGAAGAACUGCUCCUCUUUGGAGGCUUAUUCCAAGUCCUUCGAGGAGACGAACGCGCGGCUGCAUGCGUCGCGUAUUGAUGACAGUUUGAGCGGCACCACAGCGAUCUGCAUGUUUCUAGACGGGGAAACAAUUCAUGUUGCCAAUGUUGGCGACUCCCGAGCAGUUAUUGCGACUAUGAGUGAAGGAAAACUAGUCGCACAGCCGCUUUCUGUCGACCAAACACCCUACCGAUCGGAUGAACGUGAGCGUGUAAAAAGAUCUGGAGCGCGCGUGCUCACCAUGGAUCAGCUUGAGGGAAUCGCCCCUGUGCAUGACAACUGGGCGGCCAACUUGAAUGACCAAGUGGAUGAAGACGGUGAUCCGCCGCGUAUUUGGUCGCCGUAUGGUGCUUUCCCUGGCACAGCGUUCACGCGAAGUCUCGGUGAUGAAAUCGCAGAGACACUGGGUGUUAUUGGAGUCCCUGAGAUCACGUCACUCCAAUUAACGGAGGACGACCGCUUCAUUGUUAUUGCCAGUGACGGGGUGUUCGAAUUCCUCACGAGCCAAGCUGUUGUGGAUAUGGUGGCUCAGUACGAAGACCCUUUGGAGGCGUGUCACAAGGUGGCCGCAGAGUCUUACCAUCUCUGGCUGACGUACGAGUUGCGGACAGAUGACAUUACCAUUAUUUGCGUGUACUUCCACUUCAGUGAGGGCGCUGCCACGACCAGUGGAGCUGCGCUUGGAACGACCCCGAGGACCAACUCGAUGGCCAGGAGGUUGCCUGGACAGACAAGUGAGAAGGAUGUCUCGCAGCAGCUUCGUCCCGUGCGUCGUGGAAUGUCCAAAGAGAAGCGUCGUGCUCAGAUGCGCAAGGAUAUGGCACAGCUCGUCAAGAGGGAGAUCUGGCGUACCGUGCUCACACAGGCUCAGAAGGACGACAUAUUUGCUGUCAUGGAGCGUAUCAGUGUUCGUGAAGGCGACAUGGUGAUUCGCCAGGGUGACCCAGGCGACAAAUUCUACAUCGUCGAGUGUGGAGAUUACCAGGUUAGUGUGCGUGGGGACGACGGGGGUCCAGAGAGUAUUGUACACACGUACACGCAGCCACCUGUGAACCCGGAUCACUGCGGAGACCUCCAACCAGCAUCAUUCGGUGAGCUAGCUCUGAUGCACAACAGUCCUCGGUCGUCCUCGGUCAAGGCGUUGUCGGCCGGCGUGCUCUGGGCCAUUGACUGUCGUGCGUUCCGACGCGUAUUUAUUAAGGCGCCGACAUCGGUGCUGGUUCAAACACUGAAGAAGGUGGACGUGCUUAAGACACUGACCAAAGCUCAGCUCGAGCGCUUGGCCAACAACCUGACGGAAGUCGUGUAUCAUGACGGCGACUACAUCAUCAACCAGGGAGACGUUGGUGAUACGUUCUACGUGAUCCAGGAGGGAGCUGUGAUCUGUACGAUCUGGGAAGACGAUGCGUCAGCAGGUCCUGGCAAGAAGAGAACGUCACGAGAGGUGCUGAGGCUCAAGAAGAACCAGUACUUUGGCGAACGCGCGCUGUUGAACGAUGCACCGAGAGCUGCUAACGUUAUCUCAGUGGGGCGUACGAAGCUGCUGCAAGUUGGCCGACGCGAGUUCGAGGAAGUGUUGGGGUCGUUACAGGAUAUGAUUGAAGCUGACCGGCUACAGCGUGAGGCUCGACACAACUUUGAGACUGCGGUUAAGAAUUUAAUCUACAGUCCAGCCGCGCAUGGGGCAAGACGCAACUCGAUGGUCAUGGUGCCGUUGCGACCUCAAGACAUGCGCUUCCGCUACGUUGUACAGCAGACGGACUUUGGCUUCCUGGCAGUCUAUCAGGGCGUGAGUGACACGAAGAGAUUCUUCACAGUCAACGUCUUCUCCUUCCAGCAGGUAGCAGCUGAUCGCCGUGGCGACGAAGCUGCGCGCUACGUGAUGACGCACAAGACCAUCCGUCUGGACACCCCCAUGUUACCGGAGAUGGUGGCGUUCUGGCGAGAUGAUCGUGCCUUGUAUCUGUCGUUCGACACGGCCAUGGUCACGGACUUGGGAACGAUGCUGGCAGACGAACCAACCGGUCGGUUCGAGAACGAAUCGACAGUACGCGGCUUUGCAGCACAGGCUCUGCUGAUGCUCGAGUACAUCCAUCAAGCUGGCUACGCGUACCGAAACCUCAGCAGCGAUAAUGUCCUGGUCGACACACGUGGGUAUCUGCAACUCCACGACUUCCGGCACAUGAAGCGCUUACCUGAUGAGACGCGAACGUACACAAUCUGUGGUACUCCUGAAUACAUGGCGCCGGAGAUGGUCUCAGCGCGUGGUCACACGGCUAGUGCAGACAUUUGGUCGCUUGGAAUCCUCGUCUACGAGAUGCUAUGCGGUCGUACGCCCUUUUCCAUCCGAACGAACGGAGAAGACCCCAAUACAGCAGAUACAAGCUUCGGAUCCGAAGCCAGCCCGACGACGCGUCUUACCAAUGAAAAGGACGUGACGAUGGCGGUGUACUCGAAGAUCUCGCGCCACAACAAAGGAGCACUCAAGAUCACACGCGACGACUUGUCACGAGAAGCCUGCGACCUUGUUCAGCAGCUUCUCGACCCGUUCCCGGAUGAUCGUUUAGGAGGCCAAGGUCUUGUCGACAUUGUUAAAGGAGGUUCCGCUAUCCGUGCUCACCCGUGGUUCCGAGACAUCGACUGGGUCGUAUUGGCGUCUAAGACUGCGGAUCAAGAGCAUGCCGACGCGCUAACGAAGCUCAUGGAGGAACAGCUCACAUCUGCCGCUAGUACAGAAAUGCCAAUGCUAGAGCCCGUCUCGCCUCAUAGCGGAGACCUCGACUGGCUCGAGAACUUUUAA
Phytophthora infestans T30-4 is the source of this 4272-nucleotide messenger RNA. RefSeq names its product cGMP-dependent protein kinase, putative. Gene Ontology annotation, biological process: protein phosphorylation. Gene Ontology annotation, molecular function: cation binding; ATP binding; protein kinase activity. Lineage: Eukaryota; Oomycota; Peronosporomycetes; Peronosporales; Peronosporaceae. The transcript is spliced from 6 exons. Bases 1 to 4272 code for a protein of 1423 amino acids. The record is from RefSeq and is a predicted model, not a curated record.